CGCCGGGCCUGCCCCGCGCCCGCCCGGCCCUGCCCACAGCCUGCCGCGUCCCUCCGUCCGUCUGUCUGUCCGUCCGCAGCUUCGAGCCUGCCGCCCUCUCUCCCCCCGCCAGGGAUGAAGGGGGCCCAAGCCGCGGGCGAGGAAGCGCCGGCCAGCGCGCGGUCGGUCAAGGUGGUCCUGGUGGGCGACGGCGGCUGCGGGAAGACGUCGCUGCUGAUGGUCUUCACCAACGGGGACUUCCCCGAGAGCUACACUCCCACAGUGUUUGAACGGCAUGCUGUCAAAAUGCACGUAAAGGGCAAACCUCUGCACCUCCAAAUCUGGGACACAGCAGGGCAAGAUGACUAUGACCGCCUGCGGCCUCUGUUCUACCCCGAUGCCAGCGUCCUGCUCCUCUGCUUCGACGUCACCAGCCCCAACAGCUUUGAAAACGUCUUCAACAGGUGGUACCCAGAGGUGACUCACUUCUGCAAGAGAGUGCCGAUCAUUGUUGUGGGCUGCAAGACCGACCUGCGCAAGGACAAGACGCUGGUGAACAAGCUGAGGAAAAACGGGCUGGAGCCAGUAACCUACCACAGGGGCCAGGAGAUGGCAAGGUCCGUGGGCGCAGUGGCCUACCUCGAGUGUUCUGCGCGGCUCCAUGACAACGUCCACGCUGUCUUCCAGGAGGCAGUCGAAGUGGCUCUCAGCAGCCGCAGUCGCAACUUCUGGCGGAGGAUUACCCAGAGCUUCUGCGUGGUAACCUGAUUGCCCCAGCUGCUCCGAAAGGAGCUGGGCACUGACCUGCUGUCGAGGUACCUGGGCUGGACCCAGUUCCUAGGCUGGACCAACGAAACUGCGCCUCCACAGACGGACACCACCAGGGCCGGGCGCGGGGCCUGGGAACCCUGGAUUAAGUGAGGAAGAGGGUUCCCCAGCCCUGGCUCCCGGCCAGCAUCCAGUCCUGGACCCACUUCCUGGAGUGGUUGUGCAGCCUGAUCUGGCGCCACCUCGUGGGUGUUGGCAGGGCUGCAGCUGAAGGUCCUGACUCCCUUCCAGAACCCGCACCCCGCCCCUCCCUUGUUUGCUCUACUACACCAGGAGCAAGUGUAACAACGAAAAUGACAUCAU
This is a messenger RNA of Chinchilla lanigera (long-tailed chinchilla), 1110 nucleotides long. It is a transcript of the gene Rhod, whose product is annotated as ras homolog family member D. Gene Ontology annotation, biological process: cell migration; small GTPase-mediated signal transduction. The transcript is spliced from 5 exons. NCBI's taxonomy places the organism in Eukaryota, Metazoa, Chordata, Mammalia, Rodentia, Chinchillidae. The coding region runs from base 115 to 747 and encodes 210 amino acids. The record is from RefSeq and is a predicted model, not a curated record. Gene Ontology annotation, molecular function: GTP binding; GTPase activity.